GAUGCGCAUGCGCGGACCGACGCUGCAGCCUGACUGACAGCUCCCAGUGAUGACGCAGUUCCGCUGGAGUUCCUCCGCAGCCUGAGAGUGACAGGAGCCGGUACCGGGAGGCGGACAGUGGGACCCCAGGAACAUGGCAUGCACCCUGCUGGAGUUCUGCCGCUUCCAAGAUACCAAGCCCGUCCGGGACUUCCUGUUCCCAGAGCUCCGCGAGGAGAAGAAGAGCUCGGAUAAUUUGGCUAACUGGCAGAAUGAAGAUUGGGGUGCUUGGGAAGACAAUGACAACAAAGUGCCUGAAGAAGAGGAAGCCUCUGGCACAGCACCUAAUUUCUACUGGCUGCAAGACUGUGUCUUGUCCUUGUCACCUACUAAUGAUUUGAUGGUGAUAGCACAUGAACAGAAAGCAGUGUUUUUAGCACCAAAAUGGAAGGCGAACGAGAAGGGAAGAGAGGACAUGCAGUAUGAGGUGGUCUGGAGCGGGUCUUUAAAUGCUGAAAACAGUGAAUAUAUCAGCAGCGCACUAUGCAUUCCAUUGGCAAGCCAAAAAAGGAGCUCUACUGGGAGGCCAGACUGGACAUGCAUUGUUGUAGGGUUCACAUCGGGAUAUGUUCGCUUUUAUACUGAGAGUGGCGUGCUGCUUCUAGCUCAGCUGUUAAAUGAAGAUCCCAUCCUUCAACUUAAAUGCAGAACAUAUGAGUUUCCCAGACACCCUGGUGUUACAGAACAGCAUGAAGAAAUGAGCAUCUUGUACCCUUCGGCAGUAGUGACCAUCGAUGGUUUCAGCCUUUUCCAGUCUCUUAGGGCAUGCCGCAAUCAAGUGGCUAGAGCUGCUGCUUCUGGCAAUGAGAACGUGCAGCCACCACCACUGGCCUACAAGAAGUGGGGCCUUCAAGAUGUUGAUUCUAUUGUUGACCAUGUUAGUGUUGGUGUCAUGGCGUUAUCUCCAUUUGAUCAGAUGAAGACUGCUUCCAUUUUGGGAGGUUUCAAUGCAGCCAUAAAGGGGAGUCCUCCCACCAUGUCCCAGUAUAUUACUGUGGGCUCCAAUCCAUUCACUGGCUUCUUUUUUGCACUGGAGGGCAGUACACAGCCAUUAUUAUCUCAUGUGGCCCUCGCUGUUGCCAGUAAACUCACCUCUGCUCUCUUCAGUGCUGCCAGUGGAUGGUUGAGCUGGAAGAGUAAACACGAGGAAGAGCCCCAGCAGAAACAGAAACCUAAGGUUGAGCCGGCCACUCCGCUAGCUGUGAGGUUUGGGCUCCCCGAUUCACGCCGUCAUGGAGAAAGCAUCACUCUUUCCCCUUGUAAUACUCUAGCAGCAGUGACAGAUGACUUUGGCCGAGUCAUAUUAUUGGAUGUAACAAGAGGUGUUGCAGUUAGAAUGUGGAAAGGUUACCGUGACGCCCAGGUUGGAUGGAUGCAGAUAGUAGAGGAUUUAAAUGAAAGAGAGUCGGAGAGGGGCCAUAUUUCCCCUUUUGGAAACACACAAGGACCUAGUAGGGUUGCCCAGUUUCUUGUGAUCUACGCCCCCAGGAGGGGUAUUCUGGAAGUGUGGAGCACCCAGCAGGGACCUCGUGUCGGGGCUUUUAAUGUUGGAAAACACUGUAGAUUGCUGUAUCCUGGAUAUAAAAUAAUGGGGCUAAACAAUGUGACCAGCCAGGGUUGGCAGCCUCAGACCUUCCAGCUGUGUCUGAUUGAUCCAGUAUCUGGCAAUGUAAGGACGGUUAACAUCCCAUUCCACCUGGCUCUCAGUGAUAAAAAAUGUGAACGUGCUAAAGAUAUACAUCUGGUAAAGAAACUCUCAACAUUACUGAAAGCCAAGGUUCCAAAUCACGAACGUCUGGAGGCAGAAGCCAAGGAAAUCAUUUUAGAUAUUAAAUAUCCGGCCACUAAGAAACAGGCAUUAGAACGCAUCCUUGCCAGUGAUCACGUGCCCCUCUCGACGCUGACCAGCAUUACACAGACUUUAAUGGAUUCUCUUGCAAGUCAAGAACUGGAGACUGUAGAUGAAGGGCUGUUUGCGUUCUGUGAGGAUAAACUCAAGCUGCUACGACUUUAUGAGUCUGUGAAAAAAAUAAACUGCGCUGUGAUGGAGGAAGGUUCUUCGCCUACAAAUAAUGAAUUGGCCACGUUACUAAGGCUGGACGAGGAAGAGUUAACCAGGUUGCAGGAUUUAAUCAAGAAUUACAAGCAGGAAAACCCUAGAGCUGGGGUGCGCUUCGCUGAAGAUGAAGAUGGUGUACUGCCAGCGAAGAUUUUUCUAGAGUAUCUGGAAUGUGACAAAAACUCAAUUAAUGUGAAGAAGAUUGAUGAAGAGGAGUAUAUAGCACUGGGUACUUUCUUCUUCUGGAAGUGUCUCCAUGGAGAAUGUUCUACGCAGGACAUGUGUGAGACACUAGAAUCAGCAGGCUUCAGCCCCCAACUAUUACUGUCUCUGCUGCUUAAAGUUUGGCUUUCCAAAGAACGGGAAAUCCUGGAGAAUGCACAGUCCUUGUGUUGCCUUCACAGUAUGCUGUCGCUUCUUAGCAAGAUGAAAGUGGCUAUCGAUGAGUCCUGGGAUCUGCAGUCAGUGUGCCCCUGGUGGCAGCAAAUGCGCACAGCAUGUGUCCAAUCUACAAGUAACGGGGCAGCUCUGUUAUCUGCUCAUAUUGGGCACUCAAUAGCAUCCUCUAUAACAAAUGCCCUUGCGGAAAAGAAGUUCCAGAAAUCAGCAGCAGACGAUGAUGGCGAGUUGAUGAUGGACUCAUGGGAAGCUCUCUCCCUGGAUACCGAGUACUGGAAACUCCUACUGAAACAGCUUGAAGAUUGUCUCAUUCUCCAGACACUGCUUCACUUCAAAGUAUUCAGGAAAAGUUCAAAAAUAUCAUCCCUCCAGGCUGAACCACUGGAAAAACUGUCUGUGAAGAAGCUUUUGGAAGGAGGGAAAGGAGGCGUUGCUGAUACUGUGGCUAAGUGGGUCUUUAAACAAGACAUCAACCCCGACCUUCUAAAACUAGCAAAAGAGAAGAAAGAUUGUGCAAAGCCAGCAGAGACCAUUGAAACGAGUAAUGCUGUCGCACUCUUUGAGCCACGUUCAGCAGAGUCUACAGAAGGAAUUCAAGAAGUGCUGAGCCAGGCGUACAGUCACUUCCCCUGCAGCCUGGAUCUGGAUGUGGUGCAUGCGCACUGCUGCUGGGAGUAUGUGGUGCAGUGGAAUAAAGAUCCGGAGGAAGCGCAGUUCCUUGUUCGUUCUGUCGAUCACUUGAAGCAUGUAGCUAAUGCACAUGUGCAGUUUGGCCUUUCUUUGAUGAUGUGGAAUACAUUUAUUAUAAAACGUUUCUCUGCCGCAGCGUACCUAAUGGAUAAGGUUGGAAAAGCCCCAAAGGACAGGUUGUGUAGAAGGGACGUAGGAAUGAGCGAUGCAGCACUGGUCUCCUUUCUUGGAAGUUGCUCAGAUCUCAUAGAGACCAUGAUGGAGGCUGAUGUGAGCAGUGAUGAGAUGGAAGUGCCAUUACUGGAUGUGGAAGAUGCCUGGGUAUCGGUGGAAGGGCCAAACUCUAUAGUGGAGAUUGCCCUGGAGGAAAAACACAUCCACUAUCCACUAGCGGAGCAUCAUUUCGUACUGUGUGCCAUCCUGUAUGCAAUCAUGAGGUUUUCUCUCAAAUCCGUUAAACCUCUCUCUCUUUUUGACAGUAAGGGAAAAAAUGCAUUCUUUAAAGACCUGACAUCAAUUCAGCUGCUGCCAAGCGGAGACAUGGACCCUGGGAUUGUUAGUCUCAGACAACAGUUUUUAUUGAAGAUGGUUAGUGCUGCAGUCCAGGUAUUGUUGAAAUCACAGAAUGCUGUUGGGUCAGAGGCAUCACCUCCUGAAAUUCCUGAAAAACAGGUGGACUGGCCCCGGCUGGCUAGAGAACUGGCAAAACAUCUUCAAGUAAAUGAAGAUACAAUAUGGCGACACUAUGUAUGCGAGCUGUAUAAUUAUGGUUUUGACCACAUUGCAGAAGAGGCCAUUCUCCAAGUGAUGGACCAGGAAGUGCUUGCGUCUCAGUUGCUGAUUCUCACGGGGCAGAGGUUGGCAUAUGCGCUACUACAUACUCAAACAAAGGAAGGGAUGGAGCUACUUGCUAGACUUCCGCCAACCCUCUGCACCUGGAUCAAAGCUAUGGACCCUCAGGAUCUUCAGAACACGGAAGUGCCAAUUAAAACAACCGCAAAACUGGUGGAUAAAGUGGUAGAACUCUUGCCUGAAAAUCAUGGCCAGUACGGGCUGGCGUUAAACCUGAUAGAAGCGGUUGAAGCCAUGUCUCUAUUGUGACCCCUCUUCAAUACCCACAUGAUGCAUGGCUAGUGUUUCCCAACACCUAUAACAUUUAUUGGUUAUGGAUCUAAGCUUUCAGGGCUUUGUUAAAUAAGCAGCCAUCAUGUCCGUGUUAGUCGCAUCUGUAAUUAAAACCGUUCAUUGUUAAUUGUCAAUCUACAUCUCUUGGAACAUGUUUAGUCUGUCACUAAAGGAUAUGCAACUAUAAUGUGAUACGAACAGGUGUUACAUGAAGAAUCCCUACUUAUUUAUAGUCUCUAUGUAUAACAAUCAGUGCAAUAGAUUUACACUUCAAUAUUAAAUAUGUGACUGGAGUAGUUUAACAACCUGCUAA
Pelobates fuscus (common spadefoot toad) is the source of this 4625-nucleotide messenger RNA. It is a transcript of the gene RAB3GAP2, whose product is annotated as RAB3 GTPase activating non-catalytic protein subunit 2. The record is from RefSeq and is a predicted model, not a curated record. Gene Ontology annotation, biological process: regulation of GTPase activity. NCBI's taxonomy places the organism in Eukaryota, Metazoa, Chordata, Amphibia, Anura, Pelobatidae. The transcript is spliced from 35 exons. Bases 134 to 4288 code for a protein of 1384 amino acids.